This is a messenger RNA of Protopolystoma xenopodis, 246 nucleotides long. NCBI's taxonomy places the organism in Eukaryota, Metazoa, Platyhelminthes, Monogenea, Polystomatidea, Polystomatidae. The record is from the annotation of a GenBank genome assembly.
GUGGAAUGGCGUAAAAGAGACGAAGGCAGGAAACGCUGGGCGCAAGAGAACGAGAGAAGGUUGGAAAAGGUUGGACCGACGACUCGGUGGGGGCAAGUGCCUGAGGGACAAAGAAGAGUCGGGUCAGACUGGGGUCAGCGCGAGAAAGAGACGUGCAGAAUGCCGGAGACGAUGAUGAGACCAAUGGGGACAGGGCAUGCUCGUGAAGAUGAACUGGGCUGCGAGAGCAGGCCUGGCCGAGUCUGA